Messenger RNA from Punctularia strigosozonata HHB-11173 SS5, 492 nucleotides. RefSeq lists its product as uncharacterized. The record is from RefSeq and is a predicted model, not a curated record. The transcript has a single exon. NCBI's taxonomy places the organism in Eukaryota, Fungi, Basidiomycota, Agaricomycetes, Corticiales, Punctulariaceae. The coding region runs from base 1 to 492 and encodes 163 amino acids.
AUGGGUGCACCCGUCUACGCCGGAUAUAUGCUCAGUUACGCAGAUGCGGAAGUCUGGAUAGAAAAGAAAGGCUGGCAUCUAGCAGAAGAUGGUCUUGUUGGCCGCUGCAUACGGCAGAACUGGGAAAAGCUUGGCCCAGAUGCAUCCGGCGACGUAAUGUCAACGGAUUGGCCCAAGGCCAAGUUCAAGCGGGUUCUGGACGAGAACGGACAAGUAGUGCGGCACCAGCUCGUCAGAACGGCCAACCCUAUUGUAAUGAUCGUGCGCGUCACGGGCUACGACAAAAAGGCGACCGCUUCUUCCUGUAUUUGGGUUGAGGAAAGGGAGUCCGAUCGCCAGCAAAAAGCCAUCCUAGAGGGAACACAUGGGAUCGAGUGGAAGUGGGUGGUGGUUCCUGACCCGUUCAUGCGCCUUCCGUUCGAUUGCGUCGAGGACGUUCCGGAGGAUUACUACAGACGCGGAUCCGAGCGAGUAUUUGUUAACGUCGAGUAA